Cajanus cajan (pigeon pea) is the source of this 1906-nucleotide messenger RNA. Its product is annotated as ARM repeat superfamily protein. Gene Ontology annotation, biological process: proteasome assembly. Lineage: Eukaryota; Viridiplantae; Streptophyta; Magnoliopsida; Fabales; Fabaceae. The record is from RefSeq and is a predicted model, not a curated record. Gene Ontology annotation, cellular component: cytosol.
CACGUAGAACGCCUAUUGCCACGUAUGUAGUUUUUUUUCCCCCUUUUUUUCUUCUCCUUUUUCUUCGCUCUUCUUUCUGGUUUCCGCUUCAGACUCAGUGCGAGUGACGGCAUGGACGAUCCAACUCAACUCCUCGAAGCAGCUUCUGAUUUUGCUAACUACCCAGGGCUGCUAAGCGAUGAUUCCGCUAGGGACUUUCUCAAUCGCUUCCCUCUCCCGCUCAUUAUCAAUGCGUUACAGACUCAAUUUGAUGUGCCUGGCCUAGAAAGUACUCUAGUUGCAUGCCUUGAUAGGUUAUUCAAUACGAAGUUUGGCGCUUCUUUGAUCCCACAGUAUAUGCCUUUUGUUCAAGUUGGUUUGCAGACAGAUUCUCAAGCAGUCAGAUCCUUAGCUUGCAAAACAGUCACUUGCCUUCUAGAGAAUAUUGACAAUGAUUACAAAGUUGCUGUUCGACUAAUUGAAGACUCUAACAUAUAUCCUCUUUUGCUUGAUUGCCUUAUAAAUGGCAAUGAACAAGUGGCAGCUGUGGCAACGGAUGCAAUUAAAAUGUUAGCUGGUUUUCCUGAAGGCAUGGAAAUUAUCUUUCCAUCUGCCAAAGAGGGUGGUACAGACCUAGCGAUUUUUGCAUCAAAAUGUUCAUCACUGGGUCGAGUUCGUGUACUGGCUUUAGUGGUGAAGCUUUUUUCUGUAUCUAGGUCAGCAGCAUCUACCAUUUACAGAUCAAAUCUACUUAAAUUGUUGGAAGCAGAAAUCAGAAAUGCAGAUGAUACCCUUGUAACUUUAAGUGUUUUGGAGCUUUUAUAUGAGCUAGCAGAAAUUGAACAUGGUACAGAAUUUUUGUCAAAGACUAGCAUCCUUCAAUUGCUUUCAUCAAUAAUUAGCAACAAUUCUAUGGAAUCAAUUUUAAGAUCAAGAGCAAUGAUGAUAAUUGGAAGGCUACUGUCCAAGGACAUUAUAUACUCCUUCACAGAUGAACCUUGUGUUAUAGCUGUUAUUUCAUCUAUUGACGGUAGACUUCAGUCAUUGGAACCUUCAGAUAGAGAUGAAUGUGAAACUGCACUUGAAUCAUUGGGUCAAAUGGGAUCAUCUGUCCAAGGAGCCACAUUACUACUCUCAGGUUUAUUGCCUGCUGCUAGACAUGUUAUAUAUGCCGCUUUUGAUCGACAAGGACCACAAGGACAUGGUAAACAGCUGGCUGCAUUGCAUGCUCUUGGAAAUAUCUCGGGAGAAACCAGAUCUGAGAGUAACAUCAUACUGAAUGCUGAAGCAGAAGAAAACCUGCGACGCCUAAUAUAUGAAACAGCAUCCAGAAGCUCAAAGUUGACACCAUCGGGUCUUUUUCUGUCUGUUUUGCAGCAGGAUUCAGAAAUACGUCUAGCGAGCUAUAGAACGAUAAGUGGAUUGGUUGCCCGACCAUGGUGCUUGAUGGAGAUAUGCUCAAAACAAGAGAUUAUAGAUAAAGUGACCAACCCGAGUACUGAAACCACAAAAAUAGGUAUGGAAGCUAGAUAUAACUGCUGCAAGGCGAUACAAAGAUCAUUGACAUUGUCUAGUAGAGUUUCUGCUGAUCCUGCUUUUGCAGGAAUAGCAGCAAAGUUGCAGGAAGCUAUUGGAAUGGGUCCAUAUCUUGUUAAAAAAAGGGUUGAAGUUCAACCUAUUGUGGAGACGGCUGACAGAUUUUAGUUUACACACCUGCCUGGUCAGCAAAUACAUGUAAUAGGGUUAUAUUUUCUUUUCUUGCCCCUCUAAUACAAUGUGCAGUACCAUAGAACAAAAUCCUUUUUGCUCAAAGUCAAAUGUUGGAACUUAAUGGAAUAAGUAUAUUUGUCAUAAUUUUGAGUGGAUUAUAUUUCAAUGACUUUUUUCAACUCAAGCAAAUAAUGAUUCUAUUCAACUGUUAACAUUA